Messenger RNA from Chaetomium globosum CBS 148.51, 1605 nucleotides. RefSeq lists its product as uncharacterized. Bases 1 to 1605 code for a protein of 534 amino acids. The transcript has 6 exons. The record is from RefSeq and is a predicted model, not a curated record. Lineage: Eukaryota; Fungi; Ascomycota; Sordariomycetes; Sordariales; Chaetomiaceae.
AUGAACGCCGAGUCACUGAUCAGGAUCCUGCGGGCGUACGACGUGUCGUUGGAUGCAGCAGCGGUGAGAGCAGCCGUUUCGGCCUCUGACUCGGCCCAUCUUGUGCAAUGGGCUACGCUUCACCUCACUCCCGAUACGCUGCUCACCGUCGACGAGUUGAACCAGUCCGUGGGCUUCCGCUUCUUACUCAUCGGCAUCCAUGCUAAUAUUGACCAGGAGAUCAAGGACGCCAUAGACGAACUCAACCGCUCCACCAAGGCUAUUACGCGGCAUACCGAGGCCCUCAAACAGCAACAGGAAGCUCUCGGACGCCUUGUUGAUGCCGGCCGCGAAGGCAACAGGGAACGCGUCGCCAUUCAAGAAGGCCGGGCCCGGAAAUGGGAAGCUGAACGCAGCAACCUCGCAUUAGAGGCAGACGAGCUCACGCAGUCGCUGGGCUCUCGCAUCCGCGAACUCGAGCAGCAGCGCACCGGGGCUGGUGCGACAAUCCAGCAAACCGUGGACACGUUGUUCCGCUCCGAUGACAAACUCUUGUCCAGUCUUCAGAAGCUAGGGUGGGAGUUAGAGACUGAAGACGGCGAGGAACAGAACGACGUCGCUCUGCUACGUGAAGCAUGCGCAAGGCUGAUCAAGUUCACCGUGGAGGGGAUCCGAACGAAGUUAGACCGCCUCUAUCUCGAAUCUCUUGAGAUGUCGUCCCAGUCAAGGCCCCCUCGAGUUUCGGCCGACCAAGUAUCGGCGUUACAAGAGGAGCUAGAAUCCCUCUAUUCGGAACUUCUCCCGGUGGCCCAAAUGUCGACCGAGCAGCAGUUUCUAGAGCCAGCGCUGAGGAGCCUCGCCACAAAGAAUGGUCAGAGCAUAGCCAAAUCGGCCCGGGCAACUAGCUACGCGUACCAAUCCGCUACCGAUGCCGUUCUCGAGGUCGCCAAGCCGGAACUGGACACCCAGACACAAGUCACCGAGGCAUCCCCUACGCGGGCGACGAGUGCCAGACAACAACAAAAUGACAUGUCCCCGGUCCGUCCUCGACCCAAGCAGCGGUCGAGGUACUCAACUGGCGCGCCCGGAAUUGGCAACGAGCCGCCACUAGAGGAGAUCCUGCGCGCCCUUGCUAUCAAUCUUUCGCAGGACGACGAAGCAGCCGAUGAUCUGCGGGAACAGGUCAAGAUUCUAUCCUCAACGCUCGAUAGCCGUCGGAGAAAGAUGCGGGAUGUUUCUCUCAAUGUUCAACAGAGCUUCGAGGGGGUAGCAGCAAAGCAGGUUGCCGACGGGAAGCUGGCAAUCCAGCUCGUUCGCGACUCCAUCCUAGCCGAGACCUCAUUCGGGGGCGCCCGGCUCAUGGAUCCCGAAAUUGAGGGGUCCAUUGCCGUCCUUUCCCAAGAACUAGCCACCGUUGAUGAGAAGCUGAAAGGCAUCGACGUCGGGCUCCGGGCGUACAUGUUCGACCACAAAUGGCAAGUUGCGGUUUACACCCAGGCCCCCGGUGACAAGGAAACGCAGAACCAUGCUCCACGCAGCAUCCCUGCUUGGGGACCGUAUCCUCAGGGGGUUUCGUCCCGCCCAUGGGACCGAGAGCGAGACAGCGAGUCAUGCUCCAUGCCAUGA